AUCUGAUAUUCAUAUCAGCUUCUUUAACGCAGAUAAAGUUAAGAGUUGGUUUUGCGUGUUAUUAUAUAUCUUACAGAGAAAGGAUCGUGACUACAGUAUUAGUCUAACAGAAAACUUCUUAUCGAUUCCUGCAGACGACAGGUCUUUGGAUCUUUACUGACAUAAAGUUUUAAUUUGCAGUUGCAUUCAGUGGAGUACCUUGGUCCAAUUGCUGGAUAUCGAUGAAGUAACUGGCUCAGACCAUGGGACCUCUAACGUUUGUUUUUCAUGCCCUUAUAUAUUCAGUUACUACAAUAGUUAUUGAAGCUGCUUGGGGUUUGUUUCAGCGUUCUUGUGCAGUUCUUGGAUCAGAUAACUAUCUUCGAGGUAAGGAAAUUAGGAGAUGCGUACUCUUAUCUUGUUGGCGCUGAUCAUUGUUUCCAUCCUCCAUGUCUCCGCCCAAGAUGCCGAUCGAGAGGAUGAAGCAAAAGCCGUACUAUUGGGAAGUACUCGAGCCCCGGACCUCGGUGAAUCUGCCGAGUCUUCCGAGACCGAGAGGCGAUUCCAGCCGAGAGAACACGUGCCUUUAAACAGGGAAUUAGGUGAGGGAUGGAAGGAACGGUUCGCGAAAUGGAAAAAAGAGCAUCCGGAUCAAAGGAAAUUUGCUGAGCGACAGGAAAACCACGUGAACAAUCUGCUCCAAAAGAGAAUGAAACAAUUGGAGGAGUUGAAAAUAGGUGCCAUCAAACCACGAGAAGAGUAGUGACCACUACAUGUACAUAUUGACGUUUGUGAUCUUGUGUUUGAUAUUAAGAAUAUAAUUACAAAAAAUAUAUCAAUGCACGUUUUAGAUGUACAGUCAUGUAUUGUUACUUGUUAAUAGUGUAUGGUUUGUAAAACAAAAUAUGGCGUUCUGCACUUUCGCAGACACAGAUAAAUUAUCAGACACUGGUAGAUUGUUUGGAGUUUUAUUUAACUUACUGCAAGUAUUGUCUAUUUCAUACUCGUUUGUUUGUUUGGUUUUUUUUUUAAUAAGAAUACAUUCUAUAAAAAAAUUAAUCGUACAAUUUUUAUUU
This is a messenger RNA of Magallana angulata, 1055 nucleotides long. RefSeq lists its product as uncharacterized. Lineage: Eukaryota; Metazoa; Mollusca; Bivalvia; Ostreida; Ostreidae. The transcript is spliced from 4 exons. The record is from RefSeq and is a predicted model, not a curated record. The coding region runs from base 383 to 742 and encodes 119 amino acids.